This is a messenger RNA of Ostertagia ostertagi, 342 nucleotides long. NCBI's taxonomy places the organism in Eukaryota, Metazoa, Nematoda, Chromadorea, Rhabditida, Trichostrongylidae. The record is from the annotation of a GenBank genome assembly.
AUGUCGUCAGCGAACCCAGCAUCCAGCCUGAAAGGGGUUAAGCAAAAGUUGACAAGACAGCUUAACAACCUUAACGGCCUUAUCAUCGAAGCCUUGGACUAUCAAGCCCCAUGGCAGUUCCCUGUAACCCUUAAGGAAAUACUACAGUUUUUGGCAACAAAAACCAUAAUGGUGCAAGAAUUGCAUGUCUUGUACCAAGAAACCGUUGAGGCUCGCAGUAAUACAUUGACGGAAAUAAAGAGCAGUGAUGAGAAAGAAACAAUCGAUGAGUUCGACGAGACUGGAAAUCAAAGAAUGGGGAAGAAGUACUCGAAGAAGCAGAAAAGCAGUUACGGUUAUUAG